CAAGUGUGUGUGUGCGUGUAUGUGUUUCUCUCUCUCUCUGUCAGUGUCUCUGUGUCUCUCUGUCUCUCUCUCUCUAUCCGUCUCUCUCUCUAUCUCUUUGUCUCUCUAUCUCUCUGUUUGUCUCUCUCUGUGUCUCUCUGUCUCUCUAUCUGUCUCUCUAUCUCUUUGUCUCUCUCUCUCUGUUUCUCUCUCUCUCUCUCUCUCUAUCUGUUUUUCUCUCUCUCUCUCUCUCUCUGUUUCUCUCUCUCUCUCUCUGUCAGUCCCUCCUCGCUGUCGACAGGAUAUUGUGUGAAAGCAGCCGCCCCUCCUCUUCCCGAGGGGAGGUGCAGAAUGGGAGACGUGGGGGAGUCGAUGAUCCUCACACCUGCAGCGUCAUGGACCCGAGGUCGGUCGCUCUGGAGCUGCUGGGGGUGCUGGUGUCGGGGGGGGCCUGGCUGUGCUCGCUGGCGACCACUCUGAUGUCCACGUGGUUGACUCUGUCCACGGAGCUGCUGCCCAGCCAGAGCUUUGAGCUCGGCCUGUGGGGGACGUGCGUGGUGCAGGACCUGGGGGGGCUGGAGUGUCGACCCUACCACAGCCUGUUGGGUCUCCCCCCCGACAUCAAGCUGGCCCGGAUCCUGAUGUGCGUGACGCUGGGCACCGGGCUGCUCGCCGUGCUGCUGGCCAUCCCCGGCCUGCAUCUGGUGAAUGGCUGCGGCGGCCAGAGAGAUGGCCUGAGCUGUAAGAGGAGCCUGAAGGCGGCGGCGGGGGGGCUCUGCCUGCUGGCCGGCUUCCUGGGACUCGUCCCCGUCUCGUACAUCGCCCACCUGACCGUGGUCCGCUUCUUCGACGAGUCGGUGCCGGACCUGGUGCCUCGCUGGGAGUUCGGGGACGCGCUGUUCUGCGGCUGGAUGGCCGGGGUCCUGCACCUGGUCGGGGGAGCGCUGCUGCUGACCUCAUGUCUGCGUCUGAGGAGACACAACUGUCUCGGCCCCGGAGCGACGGGGACGGGGCCAGGACGCCGCCUCGUCAGGUCCGAGUACGUCUGA
Pleuronectes platessa (European plaice) is the source of this 1028-nucleotide messenger RNA. RefSeq names its product putative claudin-24. Gene Ontology annotation, cellular component: plasma membrane; bicellular tight junction. Gene Ontology annotation, biological process: bicellular tight junction assembly; cell adhesion. The record is from RefSeq and is a predicted model, not a curated record. Lineage: Eukaryota; Metazoa; Chordata; Actinopteri; Pleuronectiformes; Pleuronectidae. Gene Ontology annotation, molecular function: structural molecule activity. Bases 375 to 1028 code for a protein of 217 amino acids. The transcript has a single exon.